AUGAGCUCGUCGCAUAGGCCCUUCACUACAACUACAGCCGCGAUGAUGGACGACGACGACGACGAGUGGCAGUCCAUGCCUGUCGAAUCUGCCAAGACGAUCAACGCACCGAUCCCCGUGAAAUCGCUCUACAACCCGCACGAUCUGCCAUACGGCGACGAGGACGAAGACGACUCGGAUCCAGACGACCCUCGCAGAUUUCGCUCGCUUCCAUCCAGGACAUCUGCGCGCAACGCACCGAAUCGCUCGACAAGCGGAACGCAUCACAAGCGCGUGGGCGCAAAGUCUCAGUAUCUCGCCGACAGCGUAGCCUCGACCUCCACCUCGACGUCCUCUCGCAAUGCUGCCAGCAACGCCACCGGAAAACAGCUCGACAUUGACGAUGCAAGAGGCUACAAUUGGAGAUCGAAGCCUGCCGGUCAGGCGGCCCAAGACAGCGACGACGAGGGCGAUGGCGAGAAGGGCUACUCACAGCUCCGACUCGAUGAAGACGAGGAGGCCGACGAGCUCCACGCAGCCACCGAAUACCUCUUUCAGGACGGCAGUCGCCACGAUCCUUACGGCGACAACACCACUGCUACUCCACUCAACCAGAUGAACACGACAAAGUCGCUUCUCACCGAUGGUCAAAAGAUUGCCUACGUCGGUCUUUGCAGUCUCAUAGCCACCGAAAUGCUUCGUCAGAUCCGCAGAGUGCCAGGCAAGACCCUCGAGCCAGCAAAGCAGAGCAUGGAAGGCUGGAGAGUCAAGAUCAUGGCUCGCCUCUACCAGCACAUGGCCAUCGAGGGCUCAGAGCAACGAAUGAUCGAAUCUCUGGCCGAGCAUGGUGUGCUGCCUACCGAUCUUGCUCCAUCGCUCAUCACCACAAGGACCAUCGAGAAUCCCGACUUCGAUCCAGAAGCUCUCAAGGAAAGGCAAGAGGAAGAGGAAGAGCAACAGCGCCAGCAGGACCAAGCAAGGCAAAAUGCAGAGCAAUCGGCCUCGCGUGCUAGAAGCCCACCUGCAACCGAGCCAGAGGCAGAGGCGCCGAAUGCUGCAUUGCCGCGAACCACCGAUUUAGAAAACGCUCGUCCAAACGCGGGUCCUAACGAAGAUCAAGAGGAAGAAGACGACGAGGAGGAUGACGGCGACCUGGGAGGAGGCUUCGGAAAGUCAUCCAAAGCUUGGACCCGGGACGAGCCGAGAUCAUCGUCAGACAAUCGUAGACGACAAUCAAUGGACGAUGACGAAGGCUUCGAUAUUGGCAUGCAGCUGGAAGAAUCAGAACAAGCCGAGCGUUCGGCAGCUUCGCAACAAGAGAAGACCUCAUCAGGGCCUUCGUCGAUUUCCUCCGCUCAGACUGUCGUGGCUGAUCCCAACACCGCUGCGCAGGUAGCGAAUGCGUUAGACGCUGUCAACGGGACAUCUACUAUUUCAGAAACGGAAGCAGGUCCCGGCUCAGUGACCACUACGCUCGGGCUUACAAAGGAGCCACAAGCACUCGAGCCACCGCCAAGCGCACUCGACGGUGUGACAACAAGCAUCAGCAGCGCGGAUGCCACCAUCACCCUUGAUUUGCGCUGGACGGUGCUCUGCGAUCUCUUCUUGGUCUUGACUGCGGAUAGCGUCUACGACUCGCGAUCGCGUGUGCUGCUCGAGCGCAUGGCUGCCUAUCUCGGGCUCACCUGGAUGGACGUCACUCAGUUCGAGAAGCGUAUCACAGACGCCCUCGAGAUUCAAGAAGGCGUGGAGAGGCUCAGCGACGAUUCGGCCAUCAAGACACGCAUGCUGAUGGCUCGGAAGAAGCGCAUGGUGCUCAUGGGUCUCGCCACGGUGGGAGGCGGCUUGGUCAUCGGACUGUCGGCCGGUCUGCUGGCUCCCGUCAUUGGGGCAGGCAUGGGUGCGGCGCUCGGCGCGGUCGGCAUCGGUGGUACCACCAGCUUCUUAGGCGGUGUCGGAGGUGCGGCCCUCAUCACGUCGACCGGUACUGUGGGCGGAAUGAGCCUGGCGGGACGCGGCAUGAGCCGUCGAACACGCAGCGUCAAGACGUUCGAGUUCAAGCCAAUCCACAACAACAAGCGCGUCAAUGCCAUUGUGACGGUGCCCGGCUUCAUGAGUGGUCCACUCGAUGACGUAAGGCUGCCCUUCAGCGUCAUUGACAGCGUCAUGGGUGACGCCUUCAGUGUCCUUUGGGAGCCGGACAUGAUGCAGGAAAUGGGCAAUGCGCUCGGCCUUCUCUGGAACGAGACGAUCGUUCAAGGUGUCCAGCAGGCGUUGGCGCUAACCGUGGCCGGUGCCGGUGCCAUGCUGAGCGCUCUAGCAUGGCCUCUAUGGCUCACCAAACUCGGAUACCUCAUCGAUAAUCCGUGGUCCAAUGCGCUCGACCGUGCCGCAGCCGCUGGACUCAUCCUCGCGGACACCCUUUCGAAACGCCAGCUCGGUGUGCGUCCAAUUACGCUUGUCGGAUACAGCUUGGGUGCCAGAGUCAUCUUUUACGCGUUGGUGGAGCUGGCUAGGAUUAAGGCUUACGGCAUCGUGCAGAACGUCUACAUCAUGGGAGCGCCCGUGACGGCCAAGGACGAGACGUGGAAAGAGGCGAGGAGCGUCGUCUCAGGUCGCUUUGUCAGCGCUUUCAACCGCAAUGACUGGAUUCUUGGCUACCUGCACCGCGCAGCUUCGGGAGGACUUCGAAGCAUCGCCGGUCUACACCCUGUCGAAAGGGUGCAAGACAUCGAAAACGUCGAUGUCACGCAUGUGGUGCCCGGUCACCUUGGCUAUCGUCCGCUUAUGCCGCUCGUGCUGGGCGAGCUCGGCUUCCGAACGACGGCCGACUACUUUGACGAGCCAGAAGAUCUCAACGCCAUUCCGGAGAGGCAGAUUGUGCGCGAGGAAGAGCAAAAGGACUUGGAGCUCAAGUCGGUCUCAACAAAGUCGGGUGGUUUUGGCAAGAUCUUCCGACGCAAAGGUGCAUCGAAGAGCAGUCAAGAAGCGACACCUGCACGGUCCGCCACGCCUUCUGGUGCAGUAUCACAGACCACUGCAGCAUCAGGACGUGCCGAGUACGACGAGUACGAGGACGACGACUUGCCGCCAAGGGAGGAGCACAAGCCGGUCGAGCCCGCGGCAGCAGCGCAAGUGGAAGAGGCCAAGCAGGUGCAGGAUGAGAUCGUCAAGCAGUCUGUCUCUCGCGUCGAGGCGGUGCGGGCUUCGCACGAGGGCAGUGGUCGGGCUGCGACGCCAGAAGCGGAUCGUCCGAGCUCGACGAGUGCCCACUUUGACACGGAGGCGAUCUUGCGCGAGCUGCGUGACUCUGGGAUCGAGGUGAAAGAGCUGCAAAGUUCGCUGCCACCUCUUCCUCUCUCGGCGCGCACCGAGCAGACGGCAGCACCGGUCGCCCCCGUUCAAGUCAGGGCAGAGGGAUCGGAUCAAGAAGCCUCCAGCAGAGCUGCUGCCCUCGAGACUCUGCCUAUCAAGGCUUUGUCCGAGUCGAGCAAGCCUGUGCCACCGCUACCCUGGGCGCAGUCGUCGGACACCCCAGCAGCUGUGCCCGACAAAGGGAUCUCACUCACAUUUGCUUCUUACGACGACGAGGACAUUCAACCCGCUGAAGGUUUAGUGGAAGGACCGGAUCCGACUCAGUAUGGGCUGUCGUCCUCCGCAGCCAAAGAGCUGGCAUCUCGCUUCGCAGCCGGUGACUUGAGCGAAGGAUCAAAGCUAUCACCAUCGGGCGAGCUCGAAUCACGACGUCCUGCGAUAUCCGAUCCAUGGGCGGAGAAUCCGUGGUAG
Messenger RNA from Kalmanozyma brasiliensis GHG001, 3765 nucleotides. Its product is annotated as Protein of unknown function DUF726. The transcript has a single exon. NCBI's taxonomy places the organism in Eukaryota, Fungi, Basidiomycota, Ustilaginomycetes, Ustilaginales. The coding region runs from base 1 to 3765 and encodes 1254 amino acids. The record is from RefSeq and is a predicted model, not a curated record.